GAAGUUGUGGGGAUGCGCCCCCACUAGCUCUAGUUAGAGAUCGUUAGUGCUCGGAGAGUAUUUCAUACCAAUGGAAUAGCCAUGGAGCUAAGGAAUAAGGUCGGGAUUUCCAUGUCCUUGGGACCUUGGUUUCGUAAAGUCUAUAUCUCUUGUCUGUGUUGAUAUUUUCAUAUUCCAUACAAUCACAUUCAGUACCUUCAAGAUGCAUUCUCCAGAAUAUCUACUCGGUCUUGCCAAUAUCAAUGCGGAAUUAGAAGAGGUAUAUAGUAACAACUGUAUUUGUUACUUGUGCUUUGUUACUAAAAGAAAUAGAUCUUGAAGAUUUCACCGGUGAAGCGGAGAAUUGACGCCAAUACCGAUGUUCCCGAACUAAGAAAACGCCUGCUGGCGACGAAGAAAGAACUUCUUGCAGCCAACACAGCAUCAUUAGGCGAAGCUUCAUUCAUCGAAGAAGAUCGACAAAUACCAGCUCGAGAUGGUUUCUCUAUUGGAAUCAGAAUUCACAAACCGAAGAAUCCUCCUAGUGGAGGCAGCCCUGUCUUUGUAGUCUACCAUGGAGGUGGAUUUUGUUUAGGUGGGUUAGAUAAUGAGACUGUCCUAUGUAGACAGUGGACGGAGCUGGGAGGAGUGGCGAUAAAUGUCGGUUAUAGACUUGCACCUGAAUAUCCAUUUCCUUCAGGCGUGAAUGAUGCUUAUGAUGCUUUAAAAUGGACUGCUUCGAAUUUGGAACAGCUUGGAGUCAACCCUACCAAGGGCUUCUUAGUUGGAGGAAUAUCAGCCGGUGCCAACUUUGCAUCUAUAGUCUCACAUUUAUAUAGAGAUGAGAAAUUAUCUCCGCCAUUGACUGGUGUCUAUCUCUCGAUUCCUCCCGUUGUUACCCGCAAAGUGGUACCAGAAAAGUACAAGGACACGUACUUGAGUCUGGAACAGAAUAAAGAUGCUCCUUUAUUAAAUAAAGAAAUCGCAGGAACAUUCGACAGACUCUAUGCGGCAGGCGAACCAACACACCUAUUAACCCCAAUAUUAUUCGAAUCGCACAAGGACUUGCCCCCGACAUAUUUCCAAAUUUGCGGCAUGGACCCUCUGCGCGAUGAAGGAUUUAUAUAUGAAGAUAUAUUGAAAGAAAAUGGAGUUGAAACCAAGACAGAUAUAUAUCCAGGCUUACCGCAUGGUUUUUGGUCAUAUUUCCCCGAAGCGGAAUUCACAAAGAACUUUAUAGAGGAUUGUAUGAACGGCAUGUCUUGGUUAUUGGAGAAAUCGCAGAGAUAGUUGGAAUAAGAUGGUUAAAAAUGUUUGUAUGAUAAAUCGCAGAAAUACUGUAUACUAGGUACCGCCA
Messenger RNA from Botrytis cinerea B05.10, 1336 nucleotides. RefSeq lists its product as hypothetical. Bases 203 to 319 code for a protein of 38 amino acids. Lineage: Eukaryota; Fungi; Ascomycota; Leotiomycetes; Helotiales; Sclerotiniaceae. The record is from RefSeq and is a predicted model, not a curated record. The transcript has 3 exons. Gene Ontology annotation, molecular function: hydrolase activity.